GUUAAUGGUGAAUAUAUCACAGCCUGUCCUCACGACGAUGCUGUGAACAUUCUUAGAAAUGCAGGUGAUAUCGUAGUCCUUACAGUUAAGCAUUAUCGAGCAGCGACACCAUUCCUGCAAAAACAACUGAGUAGAGAAACCCCCGAAUCGGACAAUGAUGCAACGUGUGCCGAACUGAAGGCGGACGAGGUUUGGAAAUCGGCAAACAACAGCAGGCCAGUGUCAAUCAGCUCGGAACCGGAAAAUCGAUGGAUUGAUUUAGUGUCGGUUCCUCUCAUGAUGGCCUACGUGACCCGGUACAUCUACGGUACGGAUAAGCUGCGACCGAAUGCAUUUGAAGUCCGUGGCCUCAAUGGAACCACAACCGGAAUUAUUCACUGUGACGACCUGGCAAUCCUGAGUCAGUGGCUCAAAUACAUCACCGACAACAUUGUGGGGCUGACCAGUCUACAGAUGAAACUGUACAACCGCAACUUCCCCGUCGGCGAGCGGAUCGAGUACAUGGGAUGGGUGAACGAAGGUGUCAUCAGCAAUCACAUCUCGUGGCAGAGCUACAAACCGCGCUUCCUAGUCCUGAAGGGCACCGAGGUGAUGCUAUUCGAUUCACCUCCACUGAAUGUGGCCGGUCUGCAAAAAGCGACCGUGGCGUACAAGGUGUACCAGACAAUGUUCCGGGUGGUGAAGGAGUCCGAGACGGUGGAUUCCCGGCAGCAUUGUUUCCUGCUGCAGAGUUCAGGACACGAACCGCGCUAUCUCAGUGUGGAAACGCGGCAGGAGCUGCUGCGAAUCGAAAACAGCUGGAAUGCUGCCAUCGUUACUAGUGUAAUUAAAUUAGGGCGUAAAACAUUCGCCGUAUCUCACCAUGGCAAACCAGGCGGAUUGACUUUGGACUGGCAAGCCGGAUUCUCAUUGACCGAGGGAGCGGAUGCCAAUGAGAUUUGGCAGUACAAGUUCUCCCAGCUGAGGGGUUCGAGUGACGACGGCAAAUCCAAACUGAAACUACACUUCCAGGACCACGAAACGCGUUCCAUCGAGACCAAGGAGCUCGAAUGUCAAGUUCUACAAAGUUUGCUCUUUUGUAUGCAUGCGUUUUUAACGGCUAAAGUUGCUUCGGUUGAUCCGGCCUUUUUGAGUUCGAUUCAGCAGGCUUGAAUUUGCGCUGAAGCUGCCGCCGAUCGAGGUGCCGAUGCGUGUGAUGACGAUGAUGACACGGGCAGCGUGCUUCAGAUUACAAUUGUAGAAUCGUAAGCAAUUUAGUAGAUUUAAUGCAAUUAUGGGGGGAUGUGGGCCUGAGGGAGGGAUUAACCUAAACUACUUACACGGAAACAAACAAUCAAAAUCACGAUGGCACACAGUCCAGUUCAAUUAGGAUUUCCGAAACAAGCGGUAGGUGUACUUCGAAUAGGUUACCCAGUCACAGUGAAAGCGACGCGAAAAAAUGAAAUUGAGUCGUGUUUUCCAGAAUUGAUACAUAUUUAAGCGACUAGAACUAAAAUUGACUGAUUUUCACACAAGUAUUCGCUUUAGUUUCUAAACGGAACGUGGUACUUCGUAGGUCUAAUUUUACUUAGAAUUAAAUAAAAAAAUAUGGCAAGAAUAGAGAAGCGAGUCGAAACCAACAGUCGGUCACGAUAUAAUCUCUUAUGUUUUCCAUUGAAAGGUGCUAACUAAGAAAGGCAAGCGAAAAUUCAUGUUAGAUAUGCGUAAGAAUAGAAAAUGCCUCUUUCCAUGCUACUCUUAUCGAGGUCGAGAAUAAGUUAAGUGUAAAAUUAAGCAACCUGAAACAGUAAAGGCAUUUCAGAAAAACUUGAUAACGGGAGCAGUGUAAUUGAAAACCAAAUAAAUCUGAAUAAAAAUGAAACGGUUCCCAACGCGCGCACGCGAGAGUCAAAUCAGAUCCGAACAGACGUUUGGUGCAAACCAGAGAGCAUGUUGAGAUGGCAGGUACGAAUGUACACGCACCACCACCAGGUUAAUUGAUCGAAACAUUGUGCUAACCAAAGCAAUUAGAGCGAUAAGAGAAACCUAGUUUGCAUAAGUUAGAAACACCAAGCUUUUUUGGUAAUAAAGAGUACGCGUGGAAAAAUGAUGAAAAAGAA
Molecule: messenger RNA, 2099 nt
Organism: Aedes albopictus (Asian tiger mosquito)
Lineage: Eukaryota; Metazoa; Arthropoda; Insecta; Diptera; Culicidae
Gene: Syn2
Product: gamma-1-syntrophin
Cellular component (GO): intracellular anatomical structure; dystrophin-associated glycoprotein complex
Molecular function (GO): structural molecule activity; protein binding
Source: RefSeq, a predicted model, not a curated record